AUGACUCAAUUCUGGUAUUCUUUCCAAAACGCAUUCUCUGGAGAGGUUAUUUACGAAUCUUGGACGCUCUCCUUCUACAAUGUGCUCUUCACUGUCCUACCUCCAUUCGCGAUGGGAAUCUUUGACCAGUUCAUCUCCGCCCGAUUGCUCGACCGCUACCCACAGCUGUACCAGCUGGGCCAGAGUGGCGUCUUCUUCAAGAGGCACAGCUUUUGGGCUUGGAUUCUGAAUGGAUUCUUCCACUCUCUCAUCCUAUACAUUGUCUCCGAGUUGCUCUUCUACUGGGACCUUCCUAUGGCAGACGGCCAGGUCGCCGGCCACUGGGUCUGGGGUGAAGCUCUGUACACCGCCGUGCUAGGUACCGUUCUCGGCAAAGCCGCUCUGAUCACCAACGUCUGGACCAAGUACACCUUCAUUGCUAUCCCAGGAUCAAUGGCACUGUGGCUCAUCUUCCUCCCGGCAUAUGGUUUCGCCGCCCCGGCUUUGGGCUUCUCGCGUGAAUACUACGGCACCAUCCCCGUGCUCUUCAAGUCCCCCAUCUUCUACCUGAUGGCCAUCGUCCUACCCUGUAUAUGCCUCCUACGUGAUUAUGCCUGGAAGUACGCCAAGCGCAUGUACUACCCACAACAAUACCACCACGUCCAGGAAAUCCAGAAAUACAAUGUGCAGGAUUAUCGUCCACGCAUGGAGCAGUUCCAAAAAGCCAUCCGGAAGGUUCGCCAGGUCCAGCGCAUGCGCAAGCAGCGCGGAUACGCCUUCUCCCAAGCCGACGAUGGCGGCCAAAUGCGUGUUCUCAAUGCUUACGAUACUACCCGGAGUCGUGGGCGGUAUGGUGAGAUGGCUAGCUCUAGGCCUAUGGCGUGA
Messenger RNA from Penicillium egyptiacum, 864 nucleotides. NCBI's taxonomy places the organism in Eukaryota, Fungi, Ascomycota, Eurotiomycetes, Eurotiales, Aspergillaceae. The record is from the annotation of a GenBank genome assembly.